Suillus plorans is the source of this 1338-nucleotide messenger RNA. RefSeq names its product kinase-like protein. The record is from RefSeq and is a predicted model, not a curated record. The transcript is spliced from 8 exons. Gene Ontology annotation, biological process: protein phosphorylation. NCBI's taxonomy places the organism in Eukaryota, Fungi, Basidiomycota, Agaricomycetes, Boletales, Suillaceae. Gene Ontology annotation, molecular function: ATP binding; protein serine/threonine kinase activity. Gene Ontology annotation, cellular component: nucleus; protein kinase CK2 complex; cytosol. Bases 151 to 1182 code for a protein of 343 amino acids.
CCGUGACCAGGGCUGUCCAGUGUCCAGUAACAGUUGUUCACCACUUUGAAUCUUUUAAGUAGUUACUUGACUAGAUGCCCCAGUAGGGCACGACGUAUCCACUGCCUCGUGUCAAGUCCCAGUUCUUGUCUUUCCCUUGAGAGACAGGUCAUGGCUCGUAUCUAUGCCGGUGCGAAUGCACAACUGGGACGCUCGUGGUAUGACUAUGACAAUUUCCGAAUCGAGUGGAGUUCUCCCGACCGCUAUGAGAUCGUCGAUCGUGUAGGAGGCGGGAAGUAUAGCGAGGUGUUCGGAGGGUUGGAUACCGCUAACUCCGAGACAUGUAUCAUCAAAGUACUCAAGCCUGUAGCAGCAAAGAAGAUCAACCGUGAAAUUAAGAUUUUACGCAACCUCACUGGAGGUCCAAAUGUUGUUGCCCUUCUUGACGUCGUUCAAGAUCCUUCAUCAAGAUACCACAGCUUAAUCAUGGAAUAUGUGGAUAAUGUAGAGUGGAAAUCGCUAUAUCCAAUCCUUGGCGAGGUAGAUAUCAAGUUCUAUACUUUCCAGCUCCUUAAGGCCUUGGAUUUUGUGCAUUCGCGAGGAAUCAUGCAUCGUGAUGUGAAACCGGGAAAUGUCAUGAUUGAUCACCGACACCGGAAACUACGCGUCAUUGACUGGGGACUUGCUGAAUUCUAUCAUCCUGGGACAGCAUAUCAUAUUCGGGUGGGUUCACGGUACUACAAAGCGCCCGAGCUGCUCGUGGGGUAUAAGCUGUACGAUUACAGCCUUGAUCUGUGGAGCAUAGGAUGCAUGCUUGCUUCGAUGCUGUUUCGCAAAGAACAUUUCUUCCGUGGUUCGGAUAAUAAUGACCAACUCUUGAAAAUCAUGAGAGUUCUAGGAUCUGACAGUUUCGAUGCCUACUUGAAGACAUAUGAUAUACCAUUUGAAACAGACAUGGAAGCCCUUCUGCACUCUUAUCCAAGACAGCCUUGGGCACGUUUUGUUAAUGCUGAAAACCAGCAGUUUGUGACGUCAGAGGCACUGGACCUUCUUGACAAAUUACUUCGUUAUGAUCAUCAGAAACGGCUAACAGCACGGGAGGCUCAAGCCCAUCCAUAUUUCAAUCUGGUCAGACUCGAGGCAGCAUCAAUUAAAGGAGACUCAGCAGAGUACGUUAACGACUCUGGAUUCUGCUCUAUGUAAAGGAACUAGGGGGGUUAUUUAUGUAGGUGUACUCCUGGAUCUCACGCUUGUAGAGAAGUUGUGUAUCGGACGAUGUUGUCACUAUUAGGGUCAAGACACUUAUGCUGGAGAAUGUGAUCAGAAUUCAAGCACGCGGUGACUGCAUCAAAACAGGAA